Molecule: messenger RNA, 1014 nt
Organism: Blastocystis hominis
Lineage: Eukaryota; Bigyra; Opalinata; Blastocystidae
Exons: 4
Coding region: 1-1014 (337 amino acids)
Biological process (GO): protein retention in ER lumen
Cellular component (GO): membrane
Molecular function (GO): ER lumen protein retrieval receptor activity
Source: RefSeq, a predicted model, not a curated record
AUGAAUUUGUUGAUUUGGGGCUUUUUGGUCGUGUUUGUGCUAACUUGCAAACACUUUUUCUCGGAUGGUGACUUUUCCUUCCUCCUUACUCUGGGAAGUCUGAUUAGCUGCUUUGGCUUCUGCCUCAUUACUUUCCGGUCCAUAAAGACACGGUCGGUUGCCGGAGUGUCUCUGAAGUCUCUCCAGUGCUACGCCGUCGUCUUCCUUUGCAGAUUUAUCGCUGUCUGGAACAGUACCAGCUAUUUGCCCUUUGAUCGAAGUGGCGACUGGUUCUACCAAGUGGUUGAGCUGACCUCUUUCUUCGCUGUGAUGAUCAACAUCUAUUUGAUCAUGGGUCCUCUGAAAUACACUCACAACUCUCACCACGACACGUUCGGCCAGGGUCAUUUCCUCCCCAAGCAGUACACCUCGCUCUACCUCAUCGUUCCUGCGAUCGUUUUAGCGCUGAUCGUCCGUCCUCACCGCUCCGGCACUUACUGCGAUUUGCUCUGGGCGAUCGCGAUGUACCUCGAAGGCGUAGCGAUCUACCCGCAGCUGCACAUGUUCCAGAAGAAUCGAACGGGCGAAAUCGAAGCUCUGACCUCGCACUUCGUGUUCUCGAUGGCGAUCAGCAAGUUCCUGAAUCUUCUCUUCUGGCUGGGAAGCUGGAAGGAGUUGAACAGCGGGUGGAGCUAUCUGAGUCGGCAUUUCGCGGGACCGAUCGUGAUUGCCUCGCAGAUUACGCAGCUGGCGCUGAUGGCGAGCUUUAUCUUCUAUUACUUGCGAGCUGCGUUCAGCGAUACGCCACUGAUUUUGCCUACAAGCAUUGCGGACCGCCGGGAUUUGUGUGUUUGUUGGAAACAGGAGAAAGAGAAAGCAAGUAGACUAAAAGAUCGUCGUCUUGGAGGACGGAGUGGAUGUAAAAGCGAAGCUGCGCGAUGGAGUCGCCGUCCAUUUCCGAUUCCUCGCUCCAGCGAGUUUGCGAAAGCACGUCGAUCGCUUCUUCGAAGUGCUUUCGCUUUAUGUGGUAAAUGA